AUGGAAUUUUAUCGGCACUACCCUCCAAGCAACAGAGAGCCGGUACAACCCACCAAGCAACAGACAGUCGACACAACCCUCCAAGCAACAGACAAUCGGCCCAAUGGUCAGAGACGAGAGAACAAUUUCGAUCCUGGCGGACUUGGCCGCAAGUUUGCGGCGGGCCAAUGGAAGAGACGAGAGAACACUUACUGUCCUGGUGGACAUGGCCGCAAGGUUACGGCAGGCGACUGGGCCUUCAGUCCCUCCUGGCGGUCGUAA
Molecule: messenger RNA, 261 nt
Organism: Clonostachys rhizophaga
Lineage: Eukaryota; Fungi; Ascomycota; Sordariomycetes; Hypocreales; Bionectriaceae
Source: the annotation of a GenBank genome assembly